UUUCUCUUUUGUUUUUAUUUUAAAUCCUUAAUUUAAUUAUCCCACAUGCUAAUCUCAAAUCCUUACACUACACAUACAUUUCUUUGCUUCACGCACACUUCUGUCUCUCUUUCUCCCCCAGAUCAGAUUAAUUAAACCCAUGUUUUUUUUUUGUUGGUCUAAAUAAUAAUCGAUUUGGGUUGUUGCAGAGAAAUCAAGAACCGGCGUUUUCUGCUUGUCCCUUUUCACCCAUCAGAAUAAUAAAGAUUAAAGAUACAGUCUUUCCAUAUUUCAAAAUCUCUCUCUCUCUCUCUAUACUCUCUUUCUCUAACUACUGUUUUAUUUCCUUAAAGGGUGUGUCUUGAAUUUCUGGUUCGUUCUUCUUUCUGUUUAUUAUUCGUUUUUUUUCUCCGCUAUGGCAGAGAACUGCUUUCUUGAUCUUGAGGUUGAUGUCAAUGGCGAACAGGUUUUCUUCCUUAAUAAGGGAGUUUUAUCUUCUUAUUCGGAAAAAAUAAGCAAAUUAGUAACUAGAUCGAAAGGCGUAAACCAACGUUUAAAGGUGAUAUUCAACGAUUUUCCAGGUGGAGCAUCGAAUUUCGAGCUCGUCGCAAGAUUCUGCUACAACAAUGGAAAAGUCAACAUAGAUCCUACUAACAUAUCCAACCUUAAUUGUGCUGCGCAUUUCAUGGAAAUGAACAAACCCUUCUCCAAGAACGAAAAUCUUUUCGAGAAAACGGAGAAAUCAUUGGACGAGAUUCGAUACUGGACUUGGUCCGAUCUUCUAACUGCUUUAAAGCAGUGCCAAGAUCUAACGGCUAAUAAUAGUAGCUCUUCGAAUAUACUCGACAAGUUCUUGGAUUCUCUCAUCGCAAGAAUCGCCUCGUCUUGCCAAGCAAGCCCUUGCCCGUCUAUUUCCUCCUCGGAAUGUUCCGGAACAUUCCGACUGUCGUGCGAUACCAGAAGCACCGAGAGCUUAAAGAACACUUCUAUAUACAGACUCACGUGGUGGUUCGAAGAUCUCAGCAUCUUAGACACGGGUUCGAUUCGAAUGCUCGUAAAGUUGAUGGUAUCGAGAAAUUUCGAGAACGGAAUCAUUAGUAGAUUCCUAUUUCACUACCAAAAAUCAAGAUUCGCUUCCGCCUCGGUUCUUGAAAAAACCAAAAUCGUCGAAACAGUUAUCGACAUGCUCGAUUCUUUGGAUAUAAGGUCUAUAUCCUACAAGGGCCUUUUCGUAAUAUUGAGCAUUGCAAUAAAUACAAAGGUGGGCCCGCAAUGCAUGGAGAAGUUAGAGAUUAUGAUUGGUUCGCAGUUGGAUCGAGCGAACUUAGAUGAUUUGCUUUUCCCAUCUUCUGCGAGGCGGAGUUACUUGUACGACGUGAAUUUGGUUCUUCGAUUCUUGAAGGCGUUUCUUGGCAAAGGUGUUUGUUGUGUGCCUUUGAGUAGGCUCAAGAAAGUCGGUAGCUUGAUGGAUUUGUAUCUUGCUGAGGUGGCGCCCGAUCCUCACUUGAAACCGUCGAAGUUUUUGGCCCUAAUGACGGCCCUACCCGAUUCGGCUAGAGAUUCUUGUGACGGAAUAUACCAUGCCGUCGAUUUGUAUCUAGAGGUUCACUCAAGGUUGUCCGAAGAACAAAAGACGAAAAUCUGUCUAGGGAUAAACUACGAGAAUCUCUCUUCCGAAGCAUUUAACCACCUCGCGAAAAACCCGAAAUUCCCGUCGAAAUCAGCCAUCCAAGCCCUCGUUUCUCAGCAUCGAAAACUAAAAGGCCUGCUUCAAAAUACCGACGAAGAAAAACAAGAAGAAGAAGCCCUCUUCACCGAUUCGCCUUCGAAUUUACCACACGAGAAAAAGACGAAAGACGAGGGAUCGAAGCAAAUCGUGCUAUACGCAAAGAGACUAAUGAUCACCGACGAAAACGAGAAGAUGAAAACACACCUACAAGGCAUGCAGUGGAGGGUGGUGGAGCUGGAAACUAUAUGCAGGAAAAUGCAGCUGCAGAUGGCGAAGAUGAUGAAAUCGAGAAUGUCGGGGCAUAAUGGUAAUUCUGCGAAAUCUGUUCCUAGGCUUUGUUCAUAGAGCAAUGAGGGUAGAGAAUUUUUUUUUUUUUACAUAUGUGUUGGUUACUUUGUACAUAGCCAUGCAAAUUAAACAUGUCUGGAAAAGUAAGUUGUCUUUAUUAGUUUAUUAUUAUAUUCUCUUCUUGAUAAAGAAAAAAAGAAAAAAAGAAAAAAAGAAAAACAGAGAAUGAAGCAGCUUUGGCUGUAACAACAGUGUGAGCAAAAAGAACUAUGUCUGAAAAUGUUUUGUAAGGGUUAGGUCUCUUUCCUGAGAGAGAGAGAGAGAGAGAGA
Erythranthe guttata (spotted monkey flower) is the source of this 2326-nucleotide messenger RNA. Its product is annotated as Phototropic-responsive NPH3 family protein. NCBI's taxonomy places the organism in Eukaryota, Viridiplantae, Streptophyta, Magnoliopsida, Lamiales, Phrymaceae. The record is from RefSeq and is a predicted model, not a curated record. Gene Ontology annotation, molecular function: protein binding.